Periconia digitata is the source of this 1615-nucleotide messenger RNA. NCBI's taxonomy places the organism in Eukaryota, Fungi, Ascomycota, Dothideomycetes, Pleosporales, Periconiaceae. The record is from the annotation of a GenBank genome assembly.
CUCGGCUUAUACUUGUCACGAUUUGAACCACCCCGACCCAGAACAGCAUCGUUAUCGUUGGAAAUCACAAAACACCACUAUCAUGGAAUCAAGAUCUCAUAUUCCAGUGGGCCCUCCGAUAUCCAACCCACUGCCUUCAUACUGGCACAAUCCCAAAUCUCCCCUGGCAAAUGUCAUCGAACCAGAAACAGAAGCACCAUCCCAGCCCUACGACUAUGCUAUCAUCGGCUCCGGGAUCUCGGGAGCAAUGAUCGCAUACAAUCUUCUUUACUCAGACCCCAAUCCCAGCACCACUCACGCUGGCCCACGCAUUGUCAUGUUGGAAGCGCGAGAAAUCUGUGGCGGGGCUACCGGCAGGAACGGUGGACAUACAAAAGCCGCAUCCUAUCGAACGUACCUGCAGCACAGAGACAAAUUCGGCAAAGAAGAAGCGCUGAAAAUUGCACGAUUGGAGUACUCAAAUAUCAUAGCCACACAUCAAAUGGUGAAUGAGUUGGAGAUCGAGUGUGAUAAUCAGAGAUGUAAUACCGUCGAUCUCAUAUACGACGAAGGAACAUUUCAACAAGGCAAGCAAUCUAUUGAGGCGUUACGGAACGACGCCACUGAAGAUGAGAAAAUGCCAGGCGGUAUGGCUUGGUACAAGGUUUACGAAAAAGACGACGGAAUCCAGCAGAAAUUUUGGGUCAGCGACACGAACACAAACCCCGCUUCCACUAUGAACGGGAAACAAGAAAAUUUGGUGGGGGCUUUCGAAUAUAUUGCAGGGCGUAUAAAUGCAUACAAACUGGCAACGGGGAUAAUUAAGCUCUGCGUACAAAAAGGUCUCCAACUGUGUGCUAAUACGCCAGUGCAUUCUAUACUUCCUCGCGGGCCGGAGAUGUACGAGGUCUUCACGCAGCGCAGCGUCCUUGGAGCCCGUAAUGUUAUAUUGGCGACCAACGGGUACACGCCGUAUCUUCUUCCAUCCCUCCAGGGAGCUAUUGUUCCCCUUCGUGGACAAAUCACUACACAGCAGCCUCCGAGAUCUGCCGUACAUCCUAGUGUACUGCCACGAACGUUUUCGUUCAUAUAUGCCGAGGGGUAUGAAUAUAUGGUAUCAAGAAACGAGCCAGAUGGAACGCAGCAUGUCGUUAUUGGGGGUGGAUUGGGUAGGUUGAGCGAGGGUGGAGCAAGUGAGUUUGGGACCGUGGAUGAUAGCCGCUUGAACGAUGAAGUGUCGGAGUAUCUACGAGGGACACUGACUGGGUAUUUCGGGAGUGCACAUAUGAACGGGGAUGCAACUGGAAACAUCGAAGAUACGCGAUAUAACACCGUACAAGAAUGGACGGGGAUCAUGGGUGCUACAGCAGAUGGUUUGCCGUUUGUAGGUGAGAUACCCGGAAAGAAGGGAAUGUGGAUAUUGGCAGGGUUCAAUGGACACGGAAUGGUGCUUUGUCUGAAGAGCGCCGACGCUUUGGCAAGAAUGCUCACGGAUGACGGCAAAGGAAACGAGGAUUUCCCUGAGAGCUUUCUCAUCACCGAAGAGAGAGUUAAGAAUAGUGUUUUCAGGGGAAGGGCAGACAUGAGAGUUCCUGAAACUCAAGGUGGGCCGGUAGGGUGUGGCAUCAAUGCUUAA